AUGGCAUCAAAGACUAUACCUGAGGUUGAUUUGUCAUUGUUAAUUACUCACAAGAUUGAAAUAUUGAAAGAGCUCAAACAUGCACUAAUAAAUUAUGGGUUUUUUUAUCUGAAAAAUUAUGAUGAUCUCUUGGAUCAAAACAUCAUUGAACUAUUGUUUGAACAAUCAGCAAAAGUUUUUCAACUACCUGAAGAAGAGAAGCAAAAGUUCAGUCUAGAUCACUCCAAACAUUUUGUGGGCUAUGAUACAACCUCCAAUGAGUAUGAUCUUGAAGCUGCAGAAGAGAUGAGUUUGUGCUCAACCAAUGAUAUCCUAAACACCAACUCAUAUACAUACAACAAUGUUCUAGGCCCAAACCAGUACCCGUCUCAAUUGAAGGUCCCUCUAUUCAAACGGUCCACUGAUCAGUUCUUUGAAGCUUUUAGUGGCUUUGCUUGUAUUGUCACGGAUCUUAUACUCCAGUCAUUGUCAAUUGAUAACAAAGAAUUUUCAAAGUAUUUUGACUCAACUAAGUCAUCAAGCCAACUGAUCGAGUCGUAUAAAGAAUAUCAAUUUCUUAAAUUUUUGUUUCAUCAAACACCAUUACAAGCCCAGGAUCUAUAUGAUACUUGGAUUGAUAUUCCACCUAAACCAAACACUAUUGUUGUUAGUUCUGGUCAGCUGUUGGAAUUCCUGACCAAUGGUGUUUGCAUCUCAAAUAAUUUUAAAGUUCUUUCUACUUCAUCAGAGUCUACAAUUGUGUCGUUUUCACCAUUCCUCAACCUUGACUCAAAAUUGAAACCACUCCAUAUAUCAGAAGAUUUGCUCUAUGAAAGAGAUCGCAGAGAAAAGCUUCACAGCAAUUCAAACAUCAAAUCUGACCUCAAAGAUGGUGACAUUACUGGUGAGAAAAUUUUUUAUAGCAAAAUAAGGAAUCAUAGGAAAGCUGCUCAGCAUUGGUAUCCAGAAAUCUUAAGA
Hansenula anomala is the source of this 957-nucleotide messenger RNA. RefSeq lists its product as uncharacterized. Lineage: Eukaryota; Fungi; Ascomycota; Saccharomycetes; Phaffomycetales; Wickerhamomycetaceae. The annotation marks the transcript as partial. The record is from RefSeq and is a predicted model, not a curated record. The transcript is spliced from 2 exons.